Messenger RNA from Tarenaya hassleriana, 702 nucleotides. Its product is annotated as ABC transporter G family member 9-like. The record is from RefSeq and is a predicted model, not a curated record. Lineage: Eukaryota; Viridiplantae; Streptophyta; Magnoliopsida; Brassicales; Cleomaceae. The transcript has 3 exons. Gene Ontology annotation, molecular function: ABC-type transporter activity. The coding region runs from base 1 to 702 and encodes 233 amino acids.
AUGUUCUUGAGAGGUAUAUCGGGUGGUGAGAGGAAGAGGGUUAGUAUAGGACAAGAGAUUCUGAUAAACCCUAGUUUGCUUUUCCUCGAUGAGCCGACAUCUGGGCUUGAUUCAACUACGGCUCAGAGGAUCGUGUCGGUGCUGUGGGAAUUGGCUCAAGGAGGGAGAACGGUCGUGAUGACGAUACAUCAGCCUUCUAGUAGGUUGUUCUACAUGUUUGAUAAGAUUUUGCUUCUGUCCGAAGGCAAUCCUUUGUAUUAUGGUCGUGGAUCUAACGUUAUGGAUUACUUUGCGAGCGUUGGAUACUCUCCUUCAUUGGCCAUGAAUCCUUCGGAUUUUCUGUUGGACAUUGCGAACGGUGUGGCGUCCGAUGAAUCCAUGAAACAAGAUGACAUUAAAGAGGCUUUGGUUGGAGCCUACAAGACGAAUCUCGUGGACAAUUUGCAGGCGGAGAUCCGAGAACAUGGCGAUCAGGUCAACUCAUCUGACUCUCGUGACAGAAACAAGAAUGUCGGGGAUUGGCCGACGACGUGGUGGCAACAGUUUUGUGUUCUGUUGGAGAGAGGCCUCAAAGAGAGACGGCACGAUUCUUUCUCCGGACUCAAGGUCGGUCAGAUCCUUGUCGUGGCUUUUCUUUGUGGUCUCCUCUGGUGGAAAUCCGACAUCUCUCACUUGCAAGAUCAGAUAGGGCUUUUGUUCUGA